CUGAGCCUCCGCCUCCGCCAUAGGCAGUCGCAGUCUCACACAACCCUCCCGCUUCCAUCGUUUCCCCACGUCUCGCCUCGCCUCCAGAGCUUUCCCCCUUCCUCUUUCCCUUUCCACCUCCCCCGAACCCUUCGACCCCGAGAGCCUAAAAAAUUCGAGCCAACAACAACAGAGAGAGACUGCGACAGCCCCCCGGCGCCGGCCGCCGGGUCCUCGCCGGGCUGCGGGCCGCCAGCGCAUGGCAUCGUCGCGGGUGAUGGCCGCGUCGUCGCAGCCGCCGCCGUCCGGCUCCUCCGAUCUCGCGCGCUUCCGGAGCGCCAGCGGCAUCGGAUCCAUGAACAUGGACGACAUCCUCCGCAACAUAUACGGCGAGGCGCCCCCGUCCGGCGCCGGCGCCCCGGCGGACCCCGCCCCCGCGCCGGAGGCCGCCGCCCGCCGGACGGCUGAGGAGGUCUGGAAGGAGAUCUCGGCCACCGGGGGCCUCUCCGCCCCCGCCCCCGCCACCGCCCCCGCCGGCGCCGGAGGCGGCGAGGCGGGCGGCGCGGCCGUGAUGACCCUGGAGGAUUUCCUCGCCAGGGAGGACGACGGUAGGGUUACGGCGGUGGAGGGGAACAUGGCGGUAGGGUUCCCCGAUGUGGGGGCGGAUGUGGGGGCGGGUGUGGCCGGAGGGCGACGACGAGGUGGCGGUGCCGGCGGCGCCGGAAGGGCGAGGAAGAGGGCGCUGAUGGAUCCCAUGGACCGCGCCGCGACGCAGCGGCAGAAGCGCAUGAUCAAGAACCGCGAAUCUGCGGCCAGGUCCAGGGAGAGGAAGCAGGCUUACAUCGCAGAACUGGAGGCACAGGUCACACAGCUUGAGGAGGAACAUGCCGAACUGCUUAGAGAACAGGAGGAGCAAAACGAGAAGAGGCUUAACGAGCUCAAGGAACAAGCAUUCCAAGUCGUCGUAAGGAAAAAACCAUCGCAAGAUCUUAGAAGGACCAACUCGAUGGAAUGGUAGAAGUAUCAGCAAGCUCUGUUGUUAUUCUCUUACAGUUACAGGGUUUCUUCUUUUGCUUUCUGUUUACCCUAGUCGUCGUUGCUGGCGGCGAUGUAGAAGCAGCAAGACUUGUUAGGCGGAAGGACUCUAGUUCAAAAAGAGAAGAAAAGAUGUAGUAGACGAGGUUCUGUGCGUGAUCGGAAAGGUCAUGCCAUUCAGAAUCGGUGUGUGAUCAGCUAUUUAAUUUUGCUGUCAUUGUAUGUAAAAACCAGAAUAAGCAAUGUUUGCAUAAAAUGUAGACUAGAGUUGUCUCAGUUACAAAGACAUUUGAAGAGAUGUUUGUUUGUGUUCA
Messenger RNA from Triticum aestivum (bread wheat), 1328 nucleotides. Its product is annotated as bZIP transcription factor 12. Gene Ontology annotation, biological process: positive regulation of DNA-templated transcription. Lineage: Eukaryota; Viridiplantae; Streptophyta; Magnoliopsida; Poales; Poaceae. Gene Ontology annotation, cellular component: nucleus. The transcript is spliced from 4 exons. The coding region runs from base 239 to 997 and encodes 252 amino acids. The record is from RefSeq and is a predicted model, not a curated record. Gene Ontology annotation, molecular function: DNA-binding transcription factor activity.